Molecule: messenger RNA, 2808 nt
Organism: Metopolophium dirhodum (rose-grain aphid)
Lineage: Eukaryota; Metazoa; Arthropoda; Insecta; Hemiptera; Aphididae
Product: beta-alanine transporter
Exons: 11
Coding region: 1280-2629 (449 amino acids)
Biological process (GO): transmembrane transport
Cellular component (GO): membrane
Molecular function (GO): transmembrane transporter activity
Source: RefSeq, a predicted model, not a curated record
UAGAUAAUCGUGCUAUUGAUACAUCAACACAAUAAAGUAAAUUCUAAAGACGAUUGGAAACUUAUAUAGGCUGCUUUAUAUCGUUAUAUUUUUUAAUUUUUUAAUUCUAUCAAUAUUUUUUGAAUGACCAGUAACAAAAUAAUUAAAAUACAAUAUUUCCAUUUUCAUUUAUUUUUACAAUUUUUUCAAGCUAACACUGUUAUAUUUCUUGAAGUUUUUUCUCGGUUAUUUUCACUCUAUUGUUUAAGAAAACCACUAAAAACGUUGAAAAAUCUCAUCUUCAAAGUAUCAUCUAGGUAAUUUCCUAAUCCACACAUAUAGAUAGGUACAGAAUUUUCGAAUUAUUAAGUAAAUAUAUCCAACUUCAUAAAAAAUAUUUUUAAUUAUUUACUACUAAAAACUAAAAAGUACUUAGGUAUGGUAUAUGAAUGUCCUAUCUAUAUUUCAUGUUUAUAUUAUCAGAUUAUUUACGAGUAUAUACCUAGAAAGUCAAAGUCAUUGAGUAAAUCGCUGCAAUGUAUUUAAGUAAUAAGUAUUAGGUGUUAAAUUUGAAAUUUUAAGUCAAUGAUAAAUCACUGCGCAACUAGUGUAAAUUUUUUGGAAGGGCUAGAAUUUUAUAAGCAGCACAGACCCGCUAACUAAUAUACCGGCUGGUUAGUAACAAUACACAAAUAAAUUCAUAUACAACUAAGUAAUCAAUUAAAGUUUAAACAAUUUUAAUUAAAAUUAUAAAUAAUUAUAAAUCACGAGACAUUUUUAAUUCAUAUUUUACUCAAAUACAAAAUGUACAUAUAAAGUUUUUUUUUUUUUUUUUUUAACCAUCUUUUUUAUUGAACAAAACAUAAUAAUUACAAUCUGUAUUUACAGGUUAUACAAUAAGUAAAUGUGAUGGAAAUUGAUUUACAGGAGGGGGAAGUUGCCCAUUGGCGACACCCCGAAAUAUAAAGUUAUACAACCAUAUAAGAUUAUAUCAAAUCAAUACUAAUUUUCUAUUAGUUGCUGAAAAUGUAUCAAUAAUUGUUUUUGUGUCAAACCUAUUAGUUACAUAUCUUUCGAUAUUAUAUAUCAUAUUAAUACAUUUGAGAAUCGUUCUUGUCUCAUUGUUAUUCUCUGAAAAAGUGACAAGCUUUUAAUCGCCACAUUGAAGAAAAUUAAUGUUUGUUAAGUUGCGCAACUAACAGACUUUGGUGAAUAUGGCUUGUACCAAAAACGGUUGAUCUGGUUGGUCGUUUUACCAUGUGUUUUGCCAUGUGGAUUUCAUGCUUAUAAUCAACUAUUCAUGGCUUCCAUUCCCGAACAUUGGUGUAAAGAUGAAGAACAUAUUAAUCAUACAUCUAAAAUUAAUCAGUGUUUGGAUUCAAUGAAUAACACGUGCAAAUUCUGGGAUUAUGACCACAGUCGAUAUUUGUCUACAAUUGUGACUGAAUGGGAUUUAGUAUGUUCAAAACAGUUUUAUCCAACUUUUGCCUUAACAAUAUUUGGUCUCAGUGGUUUAUUUGGUAUGUUGCUAUUUGGAUUUAUUCAAGAUGGACUUGGGAGACGACCAGCGUUUUUCAUUUAUCUAUUUAUCGAGUGUAUAUUUGGUAUAGCUACUGCAUUUGCCAAUGAUUUUUGGACAUGGUUAAUCUUCAGAAUCGGAGUAGGAUUUACUGUACCAGCAAUUUUAGCAACUCCUAAUGUGCUCCCUAUAGAAUUUGUUGGCCCAGCUCAUCGGACUACAUGUAUUCUACUUACCAACAUUGCUCAUUCCAUCGGUAUGGUUAUUUUAUCAUUAGUCUUGUAUGCUUUUCGCGAUUGGCGUCAACUUGCUUUAGCUACAUCUUUACCAUUUACUGUUUAUUUCCUUUACUGGUGGAGUUUCCCCGAAUCUCCAAGAUGGCUUUUGGCAUGCGGAAAGUUUGAAAAAGCCAAAUCAAUUUUAUUAAAAAUGGCAAAAGUAAAUGGAAAAGAUAUUUCUUUGCAUUAUAUGGACCAAUUAAAGAUUAAGUAUGAAGAGGAAUUUAAUAAUCAAAAAAGUAAAACAAUCAAGAAAUAUAACGUAUUUCAUCUAUUUAGGACACCGAAUUUACGUUUGAAAACAAUAGCAAUAACUUUUAUAUGGUUUGUUAACACUACUGUUUAUGUUGGACUUUCUUAUUAUGCACCAGCUCUAAGUUCUGAUGAACAUUUAAACUUUUUUUUGGCCGGAGCUGUUGAAUUACCCACAUACAUAAUAUUAUGGCCUGCGAUGGAAAAAUUUGGCAGAAAAAGUUUACUGCAUAUCAGUAUGUUGAUUGGAGGGUGUGCUUGUUUAGCUGCUACGUUUCCCAUUCUAGGUGAUCAGUGGACCUUAAUAAUGUUUUGUAUCGGAAAAAUGGGAAUUUCGUCGUCUUAUGUUAUUCUUUCUUUAUUUGCUCCAGAAUUAUAUCCAACUGUAGUUAGAGGUUUGGGAAUAAGCGUUAGUUCAGUAGCCGGUAUGAUCGGGCCUGUUGGACUUCCUGUCAUUAAUUAUGUGGGAAUGGGUUCUCAAUUAUCACUCAUUGUAAUGGGCGUCUUGCAAAUAAUUGGUGCUUUUGUUACACUUAUUUUACCAGAAACGAAAGAUUGUCAUUUGCCACAAACAUUGGAUGACGGAGAAGAAUACAAGUGAUAAGUAAUAAAUAAUCACAUUUCAGUUUAUUUAUGAACAUAAUAAUAUGUACAUUUUCAAUUCUUAACGAGGCGUGCCUAAUUUACAAUUUUAUCAAGUUGUAUAUUCUAUUAUAUUAUUUAAAACAGAGCCUUUUUAUACUUUAUAAUAAAUUAUAAAUAUAAUAUACUUAUACAGUA